UCUUCACUGGACAGAAACGAAUGAAUGAGUCUUCAGCUUUUCCUUUAAUUUUAAUGAAUGAUUUACGGCUUUUAUCCGCGCUAUAAGUGUCAGUUCGUGCUUUUUAUGGCAAGGUUUAUCGAGGCGACGGUAAAUAUUAUUUCUGUCUGCCGUUAUUAAGUCGCUUAACCAAUGAAAACAGGCCACGGUUAGUUUGUGUAGCAUUUAGCACAAUAAUACAACAAUUAUGGAUUAUCAGGAAAAAGCCAAUUCUGUUGCUGAUCGGCUUUUAAGUUACAGGAAAGACGAAUCCGGCUGGAAAAUCUGUAAAAAAACGAAUGAUGUCGUGGUCUAUUGGCGACCUUCAUCUGAAUUCCCUGGAAAUGUAUAUAAGGGAGAGGGAAUAGUCAACGGCAGUCCACAGAAAGUGUGGGAGUGUUUGAAACCAGUUCCAAAUGGGCUUCGUCUUAAAUGGGACAACAAUGUGAAGAAGUUUGCGCUGCUGGAGCAGGUUUCUACAGACAUCACAGUAUGCAGAACCGUCACUCCCUCUGCUGCUAUGGGUGUUAUAUCACCACGAGACUUUGUAGAUGUUAUUUUAGUCAAGCAAUAUGAAGACGGCACGAUUACAUCAAAUGCGACUCAUGUGAGCCAUCCAGCUUGUCCUCCUCAGCCUGGCUACGUACGGGGCUUUAAUCAUCCAUGCGGCUGCAUCUGUGUGCCUGUGCCUGGGGAAGCAGGUAAAACCCAGCUCAUCAGCUUCUUCCAGACUGAUCUUGGAGGUCUGCUUCCUCGUUCCGUCGUUGAUUCGUUCUUCCCUGGCAGUAUGACUGAGUUUUACACGAACCUCACUAAAGCUGUUAAAUCUCUCAAAUAGCACUAAAGGCACUUUUCCUGGGAUUUUCUGAUCCUCGACGUGUUUCCCAGUGAGCACCAUCUGACCAUUAUUGAUUCUGACUUCAAAUUGAAGUCGGCGCUGACCCAGGCCUUGAUCUGACCUCUAAAAUAUAUGUCCGGUUUAGUCCAUUUUAAAUCUGACCUCAUGCAUGUGUGACCAAAAGAGCUGUAUUUUAUAAAAUCAUUCAUUUGAGAUGAAAUUUGAACAACUUGAAAAAAAUGAGGGGGCACGGUGGCUUAGUGGUUAGCACGUUCGCCUCACACCUCCAGGGUUGGGGGUUUGAUUCCUGCCUCCACCUUGUGUGUGGAGUUUGCAUGUUCUCCCCGUUCCUCGGGGGUUUCCUCCGGGUACUCCGGUUUCCUCCCCCGGUCCCCCCCGGUCCAAAGACAUGCAUGGUAGGUUGAUUGGCAUCUCUGGAAAAUUGUCCGUAGUGUGUGAUUGCGUGAGUGAAUGAGAGUGUGUGUGCCCUGCGAUGGGUUGGCACUCCGUCCAGG
This is a messenger RNA of Tachysurus vachellii, 1371 nucleotides long. It is a transcript of the gene stard5, whose product is annotated as StAR related lipid transfer domain containing 5. Gene Ontology annotation, molecular function: lipid binding. Bases 227 to 856 code for a protein of 209 amino acids. The transcript is spliced from 6 exons. Lineage: Eukaryota; Metazoa; Chordata; Actinopteri; Siluriformes; Bagridae. The record is from RefSeq and is a predicted model, not a curated record.